Molecule: messenger RNA, 618 nt
Organism: Nycticebus coucang (slow loris)
Lineage: Eukaryota; Metazoa; Chordata; Mammalia; Primates; Lorisidae
Product: cytochrome c oxidase subunit 7C, mitochondrial-like
Exons: 1
Coding region: 314-601 (95 amino acids)
Biological process (GO): mitochondrial electron transport, cytochrome c to oxygen
Source: RefSeq, a predicted model, not a curated record
UAUUACUCAUUGUAGCAUUGUUUGUAAUAGCAAAAGAAGGGGAAAGAUUCAUGUAUCUAAUAGUAGGAGAUUGAUUGAAUAUACUACAGUGUAGCUACACAAUAGAAAACUAUGUAGGAAAGGAAAUCUUUUUUUUUUUUUUUCCAGUUGUUGGCCGGGGCCAGGUUUGAACCCACCAUUUCCGGUAUAUGGGGCCAGCGCCCUACUCACUGAGCCACAGGCACUACCAUAAAAAAGGAAAUCUUUAUAUCCUAAGGAAAGAUGUCUGUACAUAUUGCUAAAUUCAAAAGUGGCACAAAGUAGUAUAAAUAGUAUGCUACUGAACAAGGUCGUGAAAAGGGCUCAGUGUGCUGCCGCCAUUUCUUCUGCCUUGGGUCUCUGGGCUUUUCUCAGAGCUUCCAAAGGUGCCAUGUUGACACAGAGCAUCCAGAGGUUCCAAACCUCUGUCGUCUGUAGGAGUCACUAUGAGGAGGGUCCCGGGAAGAAUUUGCCAUUUUCAGUGGAAAAUAAGUGGUGGUUACUAGCUAUGAUGACUUUGUACUUUGGAUCUGGAUUUGCUGCACCUUUCUUUAUAGUAAGACACCAACUGCUUAAGAAGUAAAGAUGUUUUAAUUCAUC